This is a messenger RNA of Cylicocyclus nassatus, 1411 nucleotides long. The record is from the annotation of a GenBank genome assembly. NCBI's taxonomy places the organism in Eukaryota, Metazoa, Nematoda, Chromadorea, Rhabditida, Strongylidae.
AUGAAAGACGAAAGCUUGGAUAAUGCUUACAAAAGGAUUACAAAACCAGCAAACCUUUUUCUCAUCAACCGCAUUGCUAUUAAUGGUCCUAAAUGUCCAUUGAUGGUGCUAGUUGCUCCUGCAUUGCUUACCCUUCCCCUGUUUUUCUCUUUGGUCGACAAAUACGGUGUGACUGAACAGCCGCAGUCGCAUCUGGUGGAAUUGAGAAAUUCCGGAGAACUUCGCGAUUGGGCUGACGACGAAUUUGCGAGUAUCGUAUCAGCCGAGUCCGACUACUUACUAGCCGAAGCAUCAUUAGCAAAACCGCGUUGUGCAAGUGUCGCAGCACAUGAGCAGUUAGCUGCCCGUGCUACAAAUCUUUUUAAGCCCGCUCAACCUUGUAUGGGCCGUGCGAUGCGUGUGGUUGUUGUAGGCGGCAAACGUGUCGGUAAAACGGCUAUACUUAGACAAGUAGCAUGCUUUGAGGAUAUCACGUCCAAGAGGUACGAACCAACAAUCGAUGAUACCUAUCAAGUGUUGUUGGAAGAGGGAGAUCGACCUCGAGAAGUACUAAUAUUCCAUGAUACUGGAGGUAUUUCGGACACCGGUCCAGUAGAAUUGAAAAGACCAUAUUUGCAAGUAGCCGACGCAUUUGUGUUGGUAUAUUCUGUGGCAGAUCAUGAAUCAUUUAACAGGAUAGAUCUGUUGAAAAAAUUCAUAGAAAAACAAUUCGGGAAAGAUCGAAAGGAGGUACCAAUCGUUGCACUGGGAAAUAUGCGAGAUUUACCGCAUCGAAAAGUCGAUAGCGAUUUUGCGUACAGUUGGGCAGCUCGAGAACGAGUGAAGCUGUACGAAGUUUCGGCAAAAGAUCGAAAUACGUUAGUGGAUUUUGUACAGUAUUUGGGUCAGCGACAUUUCCAUCCUAUUAAGGAAUCGAAAUUCUCAUUGUCGAAGAAGUUGAAAUCUGAAAAGUCGAAUGCUGCCAUAUUGAUGGACUUAUAAAGCAGAGCUUGUUCAUCUAGUUUUUUCCAAACCCUUUACACCCAUCCCUAUCUCCCUAUCUCCCUCCCUCCCAUACCCUACACACACAUUCUGUUACAAAACUUGUCCACUAUCGUGCCGUACACGUUAUUGAUGUUUAUUGAUUUAUUGAUUGUUCUUCCGUCGAAUUUAUCCCGUUUAUACAGGUAUUUCUCAUGUCGAUCAGGUCACCUGCAUGCUUUGACACUUGGCUGUGUCUGCUCUCUAAAACUUUACAAACAUUCGGUAAUUUUUUGCCAAAAAAGCUUUUUGAUAUCUCUCUCCCCACAGUCGAAGUCUCAGUUGUUUUUCUGCAAGAAAAAGAGCGUGUCUAUCUUCCUAUGAUGUGAUAUUUUUUCAUUGUUUUUUUUUUGUUUUUUUGGGCUCGUAAAUAAAAUGUUAUAACACGAAA